GUCACAACAAGAGUAGCGAAGUACUCUACAACACGUAAUGUUUUGUGUAAACAACUUGCGUAGGAUUAAAACGUGUUAUUAAAUCAGAAAGGCGACUGACCGGAACGAGUUGUUUAGUUUUAGUUCACUAGACAAAGACGUUAAAGGAGGCAGGAGCGGAGAAAAGAGGUACACAUGUUGUAGUUCUUCACCUCAGCUGUCUGCCUCUUGUGCUUUAUACUACUGUACAUUCACAAUGGUGCCAUUUUGUGUCCUUCGUUUGCAGCAAAUGUCGCUUCUGUUUCAUGAUUGAAAAGUUCUGGUACUUUAGUACUCAUGGCAGGAGUUCAUUCUGUUCUCUGAUAGGUAUAAAUAAGUUUGGUGGCAAAGCGGAACCAUUGAGGAGUGGUCGUGUUUCUCCAGGUCAUUAAUCCAGAGCACUGAGAUGGCGGUCCUGUACCACAGAGUUCGUUGUCUAAAGCUCUUAAAGAGUCUUCAUAUGGAAAAGUCAUUCAGUAUUUUAAGAAGAAUGCCAGGCAUAGCAACUCUCAGUACCAAGGCUGGUAAUCCCAAGAAGCCAAUCAGAUAUACAAGCAUAAAGAAGGCAAAGCCCCAAACAAUAGUUGAUAUUGGCAAUCUGUUACUGCAAAGGGCCACUAAGCCUAAAGAGAGUCAGCAGUUGGUAAUUGGAGAAGUUGUUUUGAAACCUGCCACACAGACUGCGUCAAAUUCCAUGGCCACAAUCGGUCCUGUUCCUGCAAACUCCAAGACUGUAGCAGCCAAGAAACCUGUGAUAAAAGCAGUACCUGAACUUUCAGUCAUAUCCACGCCUACUUUCACAACAACAGUGGCUAAAUGUGCUGACAGUUUAUUUGAAACAACCACAUGUGUGAAAAAAGUUGAAGAGACAGUCCCUGAAGCUUCAGUCACCAGAGACAACCGGUCUACCAAAGCAUCUGCUUCAUCAGAAUUGUCUCCACCUGUCUCCACAGCAUUCAGUGUUUCUCUAAAAGAAAUGACAGAAGGUACACAUGUCCCCAGCAAUGUCAUUGAUGAAACAACAAAUACCCGUCAUGCAAUACCUGAAACUGGCGCUGCUCUUGCCCCUGAGACUUACUUUGGUAUCCUUCCAAGUGGCGGCACAGUGAUUCCUACUACAGGCAAAGUCUCUGACCUGUCUCCCAACCUGUCUCCUGACCUGUCCCCUGCUGUAAAUGGUUCUACAGAAGCCACUGCUGUUUCUGGAGAUAUAGAAAUCAUUCAUGCCCCCAAGGAUGCAACAUCCACCAGAGCAGUCCACGGUUCUGAGGUAAAUGAGAUAAUGCCUAUGCAAGAAGGUGCUUCGGUAGAAAAUUUGGACGGCCCAAAUACGUGUACACACAGAAUACCUGCCCCACUGACCAUCACAGAAGUAAAAAAUUCCCAAACCCAGGGUAUUGCCUCAGAACUUUCAGCAACUGGGGAGAUAAUAAAUGUUCAAGAUCUUGUUCAACAUCUUUGCAACCUACAAUCACCAAUGACUACAGAGACUUCUACAGACUCUUCCUUCACCACAUGUUCCUCACAGAUACCUUAUAAAGAAGAGACUAUCGGUCAUAAACUAACUCCGGAUGUAGAAACUGGUUCUCCAGAAACAGCAUUCAGGCUUCCCUUCACAGACCCUGUGGCAUCACCAGUGGUUCCAAAUAAAGAUUCUGCAGUUCAAGUUGUUGCUCCUGAGGAAGUUGCGGUUUUCACAAGUCAGCCAAAAAUAAUGGAUGCCUCAGCAGAAAAGGGUCCAGAUGUCACACCAGAGACUGUUUUUGAACGUAACAUCAUCUGUAGCAACAAAUGUUUAAUGACAUCCGAUCCAGCCAACGCUGAAUUAGCAGAAGAAGAACUAAAGACAGAAGGAGAACGCAGCGUCCAAGAGGUUUUAGAAGCACAACUGGACCCAAUACAGAAGCUGUUCCUCGAUAAGAUCCGUGAAUUCUCCACCAAGAGCAAGUAUGCACAGCUGUAUUUGCAUGAACUGUUUUCUUAACAGCCAAUUCCUUUGCCAUGUGCCUCAGGUCCUGUGAUGGGCUGCUUGAUGCUGGUCCCGAAUAUAAGAAAGCAUUUUCGGAGGAAUUAACCAAGCUUCAAAGACUUUAUGGUAAAGGAGAUCUCUCAUCAUUCCCAGAAUUUAAGUUCUCAGGUGGGUGGGAGUGAUUUUUUUGUUUUUGUUUCAGUAAAAUAAUACAAUAUUAUAAUAUUUUAUUUGAUGAUGGUGUUUACUUGUAGAACAUAUUUUAAUCUUUUUCUCAGAGCCUGUGUUGGAUGAAAUGAACACUAAAUAAAUGUCAACUGCCUCUUCAUCGCCAAAUAAUUAUUUUUAUUAAUCAAACAAAUACUUUUAAUGAACAUUUUGUAUUCAUAUUUUGUGAUUUCUUUGAGAAUCUUGAGAAACCUGACUGACUCUCUGGCCAACUAUGCAACAGGAGAAAAAAAGAGCAAAAAAUA
Messenger RNA from Ictalurus furcatus (blue catfish), 2460 nucleotides. RefSeq lists its product as uncharacterized. Gene Ontology annotation, biological process: proton motive force-driven ATP synthesis. Bases 425 to 2002 code for a protein of 525 amino acids. The transcript is spliced from 5 exons. Gene Ontology annotation, molecular function: proton transmembrane transporter activity. Lineage: Eukaryota; Metazoa; Chordata; Actinopteri; Siluriformes; Ictaluridae. The record is from RefSeq and is a predicted model, not a curated record.